CCUUUCUACUUUCGGUUCAUAGGCGUCGACAGUAGAAACUGAAGAAUAAGGCAGGCAAUCUUGGUAUACUUCGUAUCGUAUACGCAGGUAUGUUGACAGACAACCUGUCGUAGACAAUGGAAGCUAAACACAUAGAGGAACUGCGCCAAAGAUAUCGGUUCAUUGUCGACAACAUUGGAGAUCCUGAGGCUGUUUGUGAUGAAUUGCUUUCCCUGGGCAUCUUUGAUGAGUCUUACAUAGACAAAAUCUUGUUAAAAAAGCCAGCACCAAAAGCACAGACAAAAGAGCUUCUGUACCUGUUGAAAUUUAGAGGAGCUAAAGCUUAUGGAAAAUUUAUUACUGCCUUGGAAAAAAGUGGUAACAGACAUGUGGCAAAGGAAUUAAUGAAACCUGAAUCAGCACCUGAACAGCCGGAGCCAAUAAUACAACAGGAGUCGAUACAACCUGUGACAGCACCCCUACUGUCAACUGACAGGCCAAUACAGGUCCAGCCAUCUCUGAUACAGCCUAUACCAACAGAGGAUGCUUUUAAAAGUUGGCCAGAAAAGAAAGGCAUGGUUUACAGUAGAAAAUGCACAGAGGAGGAGAAAAGGCGUCUUCUGUCUGAUUCCACGGUUUACAGAAUCACAGAGUGUCCUGAGAAAGGAUUCGUUGUUCGAUUGAAAUGCUGUCCACAGAAACCGGCGAUGUGUGAAGAUUUGGAAAAAAAAAUCAAAAUGCGUCGUGAAGAUUUUGACAAUUGUAAUCAAUGCCUAAACAAUCUCAUGUCAUUUUUAGACUCAACAAUUAAAACUGGGAAUUGUACUGCUAAGCUUGUGAACAAGAAUGCUGAGGAAUUUGAAAGAAACACAGUAGAAAUGAUAAAGAAAAAUGUUGAAGAAUUGAAAAGAACUGGAUACUUCAUGAUGUUCUGCCUUUCCUAUGGGCCUGUGGGAGCAGGAUGCGGCUGUGUCUUUGACAGGGACAAUAAAUGUGUGAACUUACCCAAUAUGAUAGACAUGGUGAAACAGUGUGAAGCUUUAAGGGGUAAACCGAAGAUAUUCAUCGUGAUCACCAUACUGGAUGAAAACUUGACAGCACAAGAACCACCAGAAGACAGAACAGUCGCAGAUGCUGGUGAAGAUCACUCGUCAACCAACGAGGACAACCUUUUUGUCUUCCAUGUGUACCAUGGUCAGCAUGGGACUUGGAUAAAAGAUCCACACGUACGGGAGAUGUGGUUUAUGAGAGCAUUUCUUGAUGUUUUCUAUGCAUACAGCUACGAACUUCACCUUCUUGAGCUGAUUGAAAAGGUGAAUCAGUUGCUGAGCAAUGCAGUGGUGGACAGUCAAACCAAGACCCGGGGCCAUGUUGGUGGAAUCAAAGUCGUCCAGAAAGACAUCCGGAAGAAAUUAUAUUUCUUUCCUGGUAUUAAAUACCAGGGGGGUCAGCAGGCAUCAAGCUGAAGAUUUCUCAAUGUAUUUUAAUAUCGCCUUAAAAUAACAAUAGUGCCGGGCCUUCAAUGCUAGGCAAGUGCUACAAUGAUUAGUCAAAGAUAUUUUUGUAUACACAGAACUUCUGCAUCCUCGAUAUUCCAUGCAUAGCGCUGACUACCGUUCUCUGCACACCUGGUGUAUGUCAUGGCAAAAUCGAAGGCACGUAGCAAGCUAUUUGAUUGCUUCUUACGAAUAAAACACACCAGUCGCUUGACUUGUCUUUUGAAUAUUACAGAGGAGCAACAACCAACUUCAAAUAUGGUCAAUGCUACCCUUAAGCUGCCGUCCAAUUCUUUUGAUGUACAGCAAAGGAUCAAACUAGUCCUCAUGAAUAUCCACUAGAUGCCCGGCAAUUACAGAACCUUCGAUUUCUUCAUAACUUUUCUGUAGAACGUAAGACCGGAACUUCUGAACAACAUAGUACAUGUGUGUGCUGCAUCUUUACUUGACCAAUAACUAUGACCAUAACCAUAUGUACCAGUGUUCUGGGUGUAACAAAUUGACGGCCGGUCAAGACCGGGAUUCGAGCCCUUGACUUAAAAUUAUGUCUGGAAUAAAAAUAUAUAAAGCGCAAAAAGUUAAAAAAAACACUUUAAACACUGCGCUAAUCAAAUGUUCUUGGAAACUUAUUGCUAAUGAACAUUUUUUUCGUCUUUUUUGAAGAAAGUUAAUGAUAUGCAGAAGCAGAUAGAAAAGUUAUAAAUUUAAAUAUAAUGUAUACACAAAAGAUCAUAGUGCGGUGGAACAGGGAUCCUUGAAAUUCAUUGAAGGCUAAACAAUAAGACGGAUUUGGAAAAGAGCUACCUAGAAAUUUAGACCAUUGCAUGUCAUAGUGUAAGUCUUAGUAAUCCAAGUUCCGUUUCAAACAUGCGCUUAAUAUGCAAGUACAGCACAUAAUGCUAAGCUUUAUGUUAACAUAUAAGGAUCUUCUUGCUUCCAUUUAAAAUAAUGAGCGUGUUUGAAUCGAAAUACAGUAUUGUGCUACUGAGUCAGGUAGUUCGUCCAAAAUAAACCACAAAUCAGAGUACAGCAUCAAAUGACAGUUCAAAUUGAAGUGUUACAGCUCAAGGCAAACGUCACGCUUGGCUUGGAAUAUCUUCAGCAGCCAUUAUAAUGCUCAAACAUCCAGCGAUAGGUACGUUAUUAUCCUCCACGUGUGUGCAAUAUUCAUCUGUUUUUAUAUCACUUCUGUUGUAUUAUUAGAAGCCGUGCAACGACAAACCACUAUCCUUGUAACGAUUUGUCCUAGUCACGUAGGACAAGGGGAUAAUCAAACCGUUUGUUUAAAGGAGGAAUGGAGUGUUAUGGCAGGUGACGGUAAUGUAAGGCGCCAAAUUGAUUAUCAGUCUUCUGAUACCGUGUUUUGGAUG
Molecule: messenger RNA, 2845 nt
Organism: Mizuhopecten yessoensis (Yesso scallop)
Lineage: Eukaryota; Metazoa; Mollusca; Bivalvia; Pectinida; Pectinidae
Exons: 9
Coding region: 117-1445 (442 amino acids)
Biological process (GO): regulation of apoptotic process; proteolysis
Molecular function (GO): cysteine-type endopeptidase activity
Source: RefSeq, a predicted model, not a curated record